Molecule: messenger RNA, 3424 nt
Organism: Penaeus monodon (black tiger shrimp)
Lineage: Eukaryota; Metazoa; Arthropoda; Malacostraca; Decapoda; Penaeidae
Gene: Mtr4
Product: exosome RNA helicase MTR4-like
Biological process (GO): maturation of 5.8S rRNA; RNA catabolic process
Cellular component (GO): nucleus
Molecular function (GO): ATP binding; RNA helicase activity; RNA binding
Source: RefSeq, a predicted model, not a curated record
AAAGUACAUCAACGCAUGAAACCUGAAUCCAGCCUUAUGGAAUGUUACCACGUGAAAUCUGGCUCCAUUCUAGCGCCGCGCGGGACAGUAAGCGACCGAGGCAGAUGUAAACACGCUCUCAGCAUGGCGUGCUUCGGCGAUGAUCUUUUUGAUUUUGUAGACGAGGAUAAUGAGAACCAGAAUGCAAACUUGCCCGAAAUUGGCGAGGGGAAUGAGGAUGAGAAUGAGAAGGCAGCACAAGAACUUAAUCAGCUUUUGGGGAAGAAACGUUCAUCAGAAGAUGCUGAUAAACAGGUGAUAAAGAAAGCCAGAGCAGUUGCUGAUGCAUCGGAGACACAAAUGAAGUUAACAGAAGAUAUGCCCAGAAUAGCAGUUCACAUCAUUGAGACAGUAGAGGCAUGUACUCAUGAAGUGGCAGUACCCCCUGGUGAGACCUACAUUCCACUCCAGCCACCAAGCGAAAAGCCAGCAAAGGUGUAUCCAUUCAUACUAGAUCCAUUCCAGAAAGAAGCUAUACUCUGCAUUGACAACAAUCAAUCAGUGUUAGUUUCUGCCCACACAUCUGCUGGUAAGACUGUGGUAGCAGAAUAUGCAAUAGCCAUGUGCUUACAGAACAAACAGAGAGUCAUCUAUACAACCCCAAUCAAGGCCCUGAGUAACCAGAAGUACCGUGACUUCAGUGAUGAGUUCACGGAUGUCGGCCUUCUGACAGGAGAUGUGACCAUCAACCCAAAUGCUUCCUGCCUCAUCAUGACCACAGAGAUUCUGCGUUCCAUGCUUUAUAGAGGUUCAGAGGUGACAAGAGAGGUGGGCUGGGUCAUAUUUGAUGAGAUCCAUUACAUGAGAGACAAGGAAAGAGGAUAUGUUUGGGAGGAGACACUCAUUCUUCUGCCAUCCACAGUUCAUUUUGUAUUUUUGUCUGCAACCAUCCCCAAUGCCAGUCAGUUUGCCCAGUGGAUUUGUUACCUUCACCACCAACCUUGCCAUGUGGUGUACACCGAUUACAGACCAACACCACUUCAACACUACAUCUUCCCAGCUGGAGGAGAGGGAAUCUACUUGGCUGUGGAUGAGCUGGGCAAGUUUAGGGAAGACAACUUUAACACAGCUAUGGCUAUCCUGCAGGAUGCUCCAGAACAGCCGGAAUCCGGGUCCAAGGGGAAAGGAGCUGCAGCCAAGGGGAGUUCUGAUUGCUUCAAGAUUGUCAAAAUGAUCAUGGAGAGAAACUUUGCUCCUGUCAUCAUCUUCAGUUUCUCCAAGAAGGAGUGUGAGGCUUAUGCAUUGCAGAUGUCGAAGCUGGACUUCAACAUUGCUGAUGAGAAGCAACUGGUGAAUGAGGUGUUCCAGAAUGCCAUUGCUCUCCUCUCGGAAGAAGACCGUGAGCUCCCACAGGUGGUGUCAGUGUUGCCACUACUCAAGAGAGGCAUUGGUAUCCAUCAUGGAGGUGUGAGUGAGGGAGAAGACGAGCUUGCUUCUAUGGUCAUAGAAAGGGAGUCAGAGGUGGAGAGUUACUACAAGUUGCAGCAGACCAUCGAGAACCUCUUGAAGGAAAGGCACAGCUUCAUAACCAGAUACACAUACAUCUUACCUUUCCUGCAGCCUGGGAGACUUGUCAGAGUUAAAAACAAUGAUGAUGACUUUGGUUGGGGUGUUGUGUUGAGUUACAAAAAGCAAGAAAACAAGAAAGAUCCCUUAAAACCACCAUCAGUAACAGUGGACAUCAUUUUACGAGUGUCUGAGGAAUCAGCAGCAAAAAAGGUGACUUCAGACCUUAAGCCGCCCAAACCAGGGGAAAAGAGCGAACCAGUGGUCAUGACAGUGAUGGUGAAAGUCAUCCAAGAUUUAUCAGCUGUAAGACUAAAGCUUCCUAGUGACCUAAAGCCCUUGGAUCAACGCAUCAUGGUCGUGAAGAUGGUGGAUGAGGCAUUAAGGCGUGUCCCAGAGAACCAGUUCCUGCUUGACCCAGUGAAGAACAUGAAAAUUAAGGAUGAGGCCUUCCUAGACGUCAUGUCCAAGCUGGAGAAGUUCAAAGCUAGAUUGAAUUCCCACAAACUGCACACAGAUCCUACGCGAGAUAGAUUAUGCGAGUCAUUUGCGAAAAAGAUGGAGGUCAGGAAGACACUCGAGAAUGCCGAGAGUGACUUGAAGAAAGCAAAGAGUGUAUUACAAAUGGAUGAAUUGAAGUGCCGCAAGCGUGUCUUGCGACGUCUUGGCUAUGCCACCUCGCAGGAUGUCAUUGAGAGGAAAGGCAGGGUGGCUUGUGAAUUGUCAUCUGCCGAUGAACUCCUCAUUACUGAAAUGCUCUUCCAUGGUCUAUUCAAUGAUCUAUCAGCUGCCCAGACCUGCGCAUUACUAAGUACAUUUGUGUGCGAUGAGAAGAGUUCACAGCUUCCGAAGUUGGGUGAAGAAUUGUCAGGACCACUAAGACAGAUGCAAGACAUUGCUCGUCGCAUUGCCAGAGUCAGCCACGAAUGCAAAUUAGAGAUUGAUGAGGAAAAUUAUGUAGAGCAAUUCAGACCAUUUUUGAUGGAUAUUGUAUAUGACUGGUGCAAUGGUGCAUCCUUCAUGGAACUCUGCAAAAAGACAGAAAUCUUUGAGGGAAGCAUAAUUCGAGCCAUGCGUCGUCUAGAGGAGCUGCUCAGACAGAUGAUUCAGGCGUCAAAAGCCAUAGGAAUCGACCUUGAAAAUAAAUUCUCUGAGGGAGUAAAGCUUUUGAAGAGAGAUAUUGUGUUUGCUGCAAGUCUUUAUUUGUAACUUGGAAUAUUUUCAAUGUAAUGUUAAUGUUAUCAAGGUUACUUUGUUAGGGAAGUGCUUGUUCACAACAGAUUUAAGUAACAUAUUUUAAAUGUGAGUAAUAAAACCUUUAGUAUGUGGAAAUGUACAUUUUUUAUGACAUGUAGAGCUGAAGAGAAUGAUCAUUUUUGUUUUCUUCAAUCCUUCUCUCUCUUAAAAAAAGAAAAAAAAAAUCAGACAAAUAGACUUUGGCACAGUAGUGAAUGAAAGGACUUGUUUAAGCUAAGCAUUUGGACAAAUAAGAUUAGUUUAUACUUCUUGUAUUAUUUUUUGUAAUACACCUACAGGAAAAUAUAUUAUACACAUUUUAUUGGCAUUUAAAUUUUGCAUGAAGUGAGGACAAUUCUUCUAUGAAUUAAGGUUUGAAUAUAUGGUUUGUAAUCCAAUAUUAAAUUCAGACUAAUAUAUUUGUGACAAAUUGAAUUGUUUAUAUUUGCUUAUACUAUAUUUCAUAAGACUUGAGCAGAGAAAAUUGUAUACUGACCCAAACUUAUAUUUGUUUGUAUUUCCACCAAAGACAUUGAUUCCAGAAAAGAAUAGCCAGUGAAUAUUCUGUUGUGUUAAAUGUGGAAAGUAAGAGAGAUGAUUAGUUAGUGUUAAUAAAAUGGAAAUAAGAUUUUUUUUCAACAAA